Sorghum bicolor (sorghum) is the source of this 648-nucleotide messenger RNA. RefSeq lists its product as uncharacterized. The record is from RefSeq and is a predicted model, not a curated record. The transcript has 3 exons. Lineage: Eukaryota; Viridiplantae; Streptophyta; Magnoliopsida; Poales; Poaceae. The coding region runs from base 1 to 624 and encodes 207 amino acids.
AUGCUCCUCCACACCUGCAACGUCAUCGUUGCGUGCCUCGACCACCUCCACCGGCGUCGCGCCCCGUGCGCUCCGCCUCCCUUCCACGAGCACGUGCCCCACAUCCUCCUCGGCAUCGGCGGCGGUGCUGGGACAGCCACGAGCCUAGCGCGAUGUGGAACAGGUGUAGCCGCCGGAGAAGAGAAGCACGAGUGUGUGGAUGGUCAGGACGAAGUGGGAGGAGUCGCCGGCUCCAGCUUGUGCGAGCGUAUCCGCAAGGACGGUUUCUACGGCGGCGUGGAUCAUCGAGCCGCCGCCUCACAAGACCCUCGCCCUCCUGCGGCGUCCGUCCUCUGGCUGCCCUUCCAUCUGUGCGCCUCCUGCCGCAGCAGUCCACAGCUUCCCUACACCUCCUCCUACCGUCAUCUCCUCCUGACGCGGAUCGUGGAGCCGCCGCCUCACCAGCCCUUCUUGCGACGGCCGUCCUCGCCGCCCCUCCGACCGUGGGCAGUCCAUACUGCUUCCCUGCACCAGCCCAGAGGAGCCCUUCUCUACUCGUACUGCAGUGGCCUCCCCAUCGUUGUCCACCUGUGCCCUGUAGUUGAGAAGGCUGUAGUGUGUUAUCAAAGGGAGUGCAUCCUCUGAUCCUAAAAAGGCAGUACGUAUUUG